This is a messenger RNA of Chroicocephalus ridibundus (black-headed gull), 2876 nucleotides long. RefSeq names its product ribosomal protein L24 (gene RPL24). Gene Ontology annotation, molecular function: structural constituent of ribosome; mRNA binding. The record is from RefSeq and is a predicted model, not a curated record. Gene Ontology annotation, cellular component: cytosolic large ribosomal subunit. The transcript is spliced from 6 exons. Gene Ontology annotation, biological process: cytoplasmic translation. Lineage: Eukaryota; Metazoa; Chordata; Aves; Charadriiformes; Laridae. Bases 422 to 895 code for a protein of 157 amino acids.
UGCCUCCGGCGCUCUUCUUACCCCCUCCAGCCGGCGAGACAGCCUCAGUCCUGGCCGCAACCGCCGUCGCCGCCAUCCUUCCCGCUUGCCGGCGCCGCCUAGCAACCGAGGGCCCGGCGGGAAAAUCGUGCGGCUUGCUCUUUGUAGAAGGGAAGGUCCCGCGUACGGGGCCGUCCGGCGGGAUUUUAACCGGACAGUGGGAAGCCCGGUCGGCGUGAGCGCUCCCGCGGGGUCCCCCGUCCACCCGCCGCCCCUCCGGCCGGAGAGGCGCUGCGCUGCCCUCCCGCUCCCCUCCCGUCAGCCCCUGCGCGGCGGGGGCCGUCCCGGCGUGCUGCGCGCGGCGCACGGAAGGCCGGUUUCCCGUCAGCCUCUCUUCCUCUCGGCCCCGGCCGCCGCCCGCCUCGGACCUACCGCCGCCAUCAUGAAGGUCGAGCUGUGCAGCUUCAGCGGGUACAAGAUCUACCCGGGCCAUGGGCGCCGCUACGCCCGCACCGACGGCAAGGUUUUUCAGUUCUUGAAUGCAAAAUGUGAGUCUGCAUUCCUUUCCAAGAGAAACCCCCGUCAAAUCAACUGGACUGUUCUGUAUAGGCGUAAACACAAGAAAGGACAGUCAGAAGAGAUACAAAAGAAGCGUACGCGCCGUGCCGUUAAGUUUCAGAGAGCUAUCACUGGUGCAUCUUUAGCUGAGAUUAUGGCUAAACGAAAUCAGAAGCCUGAAGUACGGAAGGCGCAGAGGGAACAAGCUAUUAGGGCUGCAAAAGAAGCCAAGAAGGCUAAGCAGGCAACCAAGAAAACGGCUGUUUCUGCUGCAAAGGCUCCUACAAAGGCAGCACCUAAGCAGAAGAUUGUGAAACCAGUCAAGGUUUCUGCUCCCCGUGUUGGUGGAAAGCGCUAACCUGCCAAACUGUUGGUCAUGCUGAAUAAACAUCUGACUAACUUUCAUAACUUGUGCCAUGUUCUCUUCAACUGUGGGAGAUAAACUGAAGAGGAUUAAUCUAUGAAAUAACCAUGUCUGUUUUUGCAGACUGAAAAAGAUCUUGUCGUAAAACAUUUGGUUUCUUAGACAAUCUGCUGUAUUAGCACACAUUUCAUAACCCUUUAAUGAAUGAGCCAAAUAGCAGGGAAGGUGGAGCUGAUGUUUGAGAAGCUGUUCUUGCCUGAAGGACAAAACAGCACAUGAAUACAAGUUUAUUCCGUGUCUGUCAAAUCGCAUAAAAAGAGUUUUCUAAGUUCUGAUAUGCAAAUGAAAGGGUGGGUGAAGCAGUACCGUCUGUAAGUGACUUUAAAAGGCUGAUGCUCUUCUCGUGUUGUGGAAUGCACGUAGCAAGAUAUAAAAGAAGAAAUAGGUUGAAAAAAAGGAAUGGAUGGUUUCACAGACCACGGGGCUGUUGCAUGCAAAGGUUCAGAUGCAACUCCUGGGUCACAAUUGCUGGAAGCUGUCUUCAGGAAAAGGAUGGCUGCAAAGGUCCUACCUUGCAUACGUUCACUAAGCUAAAGGUGUUUCUUGACCCAGUAUGGCUCUUCUUCUGAAAUUAUUAUCUCAUUAGCAGCACUUGCAACACUGGUAACAGGUUGACUGAGCUUCAAAUGCAGCUGAUGGUAUAUGUUUACUUCAGGCCCAUUUAGGUUCAUAUUUAACUUGCAGAAUGCAAGUGGGGUUCCCUUAGUAACUCCCCACCUUCCCACGCCUAGAGGGAGUGGCUACUUGCUAAAUUCUUCAUGUAUUCAUCUGUGUACUUAGACUAUGUAGACAGUGUGCCCAGACUUUCUGGUAGUUUUGAUGGACAGUCAUAGCCUUGGCAAAGGGAUGUCCUCUGACUUCUCUGUUUUAUGGGUCAGAUACUUCUCAAGAUGCCACAUCUUAAUACCUGUUAACUUUGAGGAGCUUCGAGGGCUUGCUUUGUUACCUUACUACACUAGUCAAGAAAGCACCUGUCUUUCAUAGUUUUGCUUCCUGCAGUUCUUCUAGGCUUCAAAAACAACAGCUGUAAUGGGAAACUUGGGUUAUAUUUUGAGUUACAUCAUACUUUGGUUUGGGUUUAUUAAUAAAAUAGAUACAGGUCUGGAUCAAGGUUACAACCUGUUUGAAAUAGGUUUAGCUUGGUUACAUUAGCGGAAUUUGGACCGUUAUCUUCCAAACAAUUGCGCCUCUUGCUAUAAAAAAAACCCAACCAAACCAUAGGAGCUACUCAUGUUUAGAAUUAAAUUGAAGGCUUUUAAACAGUUAAUACACUUGAAAGUGAAGCUGCCAGAAACAGGAGGGAGGAAAGAGGGCAAGGAAAACUGCUUGGUGUUAGAGGGAAAGGAAUUUUUAAUCAUUUAAAACUGAAGGCUGAAAACACCACUGAAAGUUACCUAUGCUAGUGACGACUAUAUAAAAUCCUGAUUGUAUUGGUGUCUUUUAUCAGUCACCUGGUACACUGCUUAUGAAAGUUUUCAGCUAAAAAGCUGAAAGUAAAGAUGAGCUUUUACAAACAAUCUCCUUGAAAUACCAUUAAUGAUAUAUAGGAAUGGAUUAUCAGCUAUGACUAAUUAGUAAGUCAAUACUUGUUAAUGCUUCGAAGUUUGCAGGCUUUAGCUGCCUGCUGUUACUGCAGAAGUGCACAGAAGUGCUUUAAGAUUACUUUUCCUUGCUUUUUAUUCAUGAGUGCUGACUGAUGCAGUGAGUUGGAGUAACCCAUCAGGUUACUUCUCACAAGUUAUGCUUCAAGUGAGCAAGGCAGGCUGUUCAGGGUGUUAACUUGGUGUAACUGCACGUUAUUCAGCUCAAACAUAGAUAGAAUGCAAUGAAUUAACACUGAAAUUAAGCAGUUAAAGUCCUUGUGUUUACCUAAUGCAACAUAAUUGAUUCUCUAUUAAAUAUCACUAAAAAUGGA